AUGUUAGAAAGUGUUUACCGUUUUACAAUCGGUUCGUUGGCUGGUGCAUGCGGUGCAACGGCAGUAUAUCCGAUCGACUUAGUGAAGACUCGGAUGCAGAACCAGCGGUCAAGUGAAUUUGUUGGUGAACUUGCAUACAAAAAUAGCUUGGACUGUUUCAAAAAAGUUGUAAAAUAUGAGGGUGUGCUAGGCUUAUAUAGAGGAUUACUUCCUCAAAUCGUUGGUGUUGCUCCAGAAAAAGCCAUUAAAUUAACAGUAAAUGACUUUGUUCGUGAUAAAUUUACGAUUAAUGGGCAAGUUCCACUUUGGGCUGAAGUCCUGGCUGGAGGAUGUGGUGGAGCAAGUCAAGUUAUAUUUACGAAUCCAUUGGAAAUUGUUAAAAUAAGAUUGCAGGUUGCCGGUGAAGUACAUGGCGCCACUAGGAUAGGAGUCGUGAGUGUCUUGAAGGAAUUGGGAUUUUUUGGCUUGUACAAGGGAGCUAAAGCUUGCUUUCUUCGUGAUAUACCAUUUUCAGCUAUUUAUUUUCCAGUUUAUGCGCAUGCGAAAUCAGCAACAGCAGAUGAAAAUGGCCAUAAUGGACCAUCAUCAUUAUUUUCUUCUGCAUUUUUCGCUGGAAUACCUGCAGCUGCUUUGGUUACUCCAGCUGAUGUUAUCAAAACUCGUCUACAAGUUGCAGCUCGUGCUGGACAAACAAUAUAUGAUGGUCUUUUUGAUUGCUUUAAGAAGAUAAUGCAAGAGGAAGGACCAACAGCAUUCUGGAAAGGUACAGCUGCUCGAGUUUGUCGAUCCAGCCCACAAUUUGCAUUUACAUUACUUACUUAUGAAUUACUUCAACGUAUUUUCUACAUUGAUUUUGGUGGAAUUCGGCCUGCUGGUUCAGAGGUUCCUGUUAAUUUUCCUUCUUAUGAUGUUUCAAUGAAUCCUGACCACAUUGGUGGUUAUAAACAUGCUGCAGCUACUUUUAGUGGUGUUGAACAUAAAUUUGGAUUAUUUAUGCCUCGAUUUGAAUCCAGGAGUUAG
Molecule: messenger RNA, 1020 nt
Organism: Dracunculus medinensis (Guinea worm)
Lineage: Eukaryota; Metazoa; Nematoda; Chromadorea; Rhabditida; Dracunculidae
Source: the annotation of a GenBank genome assembly